This is a messenger RNA of Chenopodium quinoa (quinoa), 354 nucleotides long. RefSeq names its product acyl-acyl carrier protein thioesterase ATL3, chloroplastic-like. Gene Ontology annotation, cellular component: chloroplast. The transcript is spliced from 4 exons. NCBI's taxonomy places the organism in Eukaryota, Viridiplantae, Streptophyta, Magnoliopsida, Caryophyllales, Amaranthaceae. The record is from RefSeq and is a predicted model, not a curated record. Gene Ontology annotation, molecular function: fatty acyl-[ACP] hydrolase activity. Bases 1 to 354 code for a protein of 117 amino acids.
AUGCAGUCUAUUCGAGUAUUGUCAACUGGUACUGGAGAGCAACGCGGUGCUUUAGCGUUGUCAAAACUUUCUCACACUUUCCUCGCACCACUUAAGAGUGGAGACAAGUUUGUUCUAAAGGUGAAGGUCUCAGAAUCCUCAGCUGCUCGUAUAUUCUUUGAGCAUUAUAUCUACAAGUUGCCAAAUAACGAGCCGAUUCUAGAAGCAAAAUCAGUUGUUGUUCUUCUUGGCAAAAAUUACCGCCCUGUUCGUAUGCCUACAGAGGUGAAAUCCAAGUUAAGGCAGCUUAUGAUGCAUCAAGAAGCGGCGCAACGCUUAUUGAUCAUGCUAUGUCUACUGCUCCCUCGCUGUUGA